AUGCAAGGAGUUUGUUUUGCCCCUGCAAAAAGAGAACUCUUCCAGUCAGUAAAAGGUAACCCUGUCAGAAUAAAAAGAUUCAAGAUAGACCAGAGAAGUAAUAUUGAUGAUUUGCUAAUGAGCAGUAACGUUGAAAUACAACGACUUCAAGAAGCCUUAUUUCCUAAAGUAGAAAUCCCAAGCACCUUUGACCUAGGAAUGCUGAAAACCAUCGCUGCUCAUGGUCAAUUAAUAACAGUGAAAGCAAAGGUUACUACUCUGCGAACACCUGCAUUACUGCAGACAGGCAGUGGUCCCUUGAACAUGCUAGAAAGACAGAUCGUUGAUGCAAAAGGUUACUCUAAGAUAAUAUUCUGGGAACAAGUAAACAAGUAG
Porites evermanni is the source of this 375-nucleotide messenger RNA. NCBI's taxonomy places the organism in Eukaryota, Metazoa, Cnidaria, Anthozoa, Scleractinia, Poritidae. The record is from the annotation of a GenBank genome assembly.